Psilocybe cubensis is the source of this 1209-nucleotide messenger RNA. RefSeq lists its product as uncharacterized. The coding region runs from base 1 to 1209 and encodes 402 amino acids. The record is from RefSeq and is a predicted model, not a curated record. NCBI's taxonomy places the organism in Eukaryota, Fungi, Basidiomycota, Agaricomycetes, Agaricales, Agrocybaceae. The transcript has 3 exons.
AUGGACCGGGUCUACAUGGAUCAGAUGGAUUUAAGAACCUUGAUCCGGUUCGGUCGGUCGUGUCAAGAACUCAACAGCAGAGUGGAAUCAUAUAUGGGCCAUACAUUCACUGUCAGCCGCUAUCUGGAACCAGUCCUUCUACCAAGCGAACAUUCAUCAUUCCGUCACCUACAAUACGAUACUGGUCUUGUCAUUUCAGGUUCUACGGUUUUGCAUUUUAUCAGCCGUGACACUUCUUGGAGGCCUGCGAAUCUUGACCUGUAUGUUGAACUUAGACGUGCAUCCCCCGUCAUCGCAUGGCUACUUUCGGCGGGCUUUAUAUAUCUAUCUCGUCCGUUUGACGAUGACUAUGAAACAGCACAAUCUGCGCUAAACAAAGCUCAACAUAUUCUCAACUACAACAAAGAACGGCCCGGAAGAGACAACUGUCGCGGUGUCCAGCUCGCCUUUUGGAGGAACUGUCAUUUUAUCACACUAUACGCCACCACGCAUUCCGUCAUGGAGGCUAUCCUGACUUUCCACAGUACCGGUAUUAUGAACAUGAUUACGCACGACAAAGUGUACAGUUUGUAUCCGAACGCCACGUUUGGACACCAGCUAUUCCUUUUGCAACCAGGCUUCGACUUUAAACGCAUACCAUGGAUCAUGAUGAAGUACCACGCGAUAGGUUACAGUUUCGCCUGUUCCUUACCUCAGAACACCCCUGCCCAAUUUCACGCCUAUACCUACAGAACGAGCGACGUUAAAAACGCACUUCGCGUUAGCUACCACGACGAAACUUUGGGCAAGGCUAUCAGAAUUAAAGUUAAUCUCGAUCCGCAAUCGGGUUCUGUCUUCCGUUCCGGUAUGCGUCGUGUGGGAGACUCUCAAUGUUGGGUAUUCAAGUUGCCCUCUUUGAGUGUCGCGGAGCAGGAUCAAUUAAUUGAAGGCAACACCUGGUCUUUGUCGACAGACAAAUUAGGGUGCUUGCAUUUGAGCUGGAACAGGUUGGAAUACCUUGAACUCGGUGGUUUCUAUACUUCCGUUGAAGUCCCCUUGUUCAUAUCCCUCCUGGAAACCAUUUUGCGCACAUGUGACACUGACAGUGCUUUGGACAAUUGCUUGUUGAACAACGUUAAAGGUCUUUUAACGGACGACGAAGUUAUCUCUGCAGCUAACAAGCACCCAGUGCUAAGUGCGCUUUGGGACGGGCUGCACAUAGACGGGUAG